Molecule: messenger RNA, 2523 nt
Organism: Pseudoliparis swirei
Lineage: Eukaryota; Metazoa; Chordata; Actinopteri; Perciformes; Liparidae
Gene: ubox5
Product: U-box domain containing 5
Exons: 7
Coding region: 92-2002 (636 amino acids)
Biological process (GO): protein polyubiquitination
Cellular component (GO): nucleus
Molecular function (GO): ubiquitin protein ligase binding; ubiquitin-ubiquitin ligase activity
Source: RefSeq, a predicted model, not a curated record
GUCUAUCCUAGCUAGUAGCUAAUAACUGUUAGCUCCUUUCUGAAGUCAGACACACGCCAGGUUUGUCUCCUACCAAGCAACAUUGGAGAAUAUGGUUUUGAAUCUCUGUCUGCCGCCCUUUAAUACAACAGUUCAAUGCAACAAGCUGUGUGCAGAUGGCUAUGAUGUCACAAACCUUGUGUCAGAUGACCCUGCUCUCAGGAGGCGUGGCUUCAAGUUGGAGUACUUCCUCCGGCCACCUGUACAGGUGACGUUGACGUUUGGCUUCCAGGUGGAGCUGUGCAGGGUGGAUGUGGAGCUUUGGACCUGGGGUAUGGACCGAGGACAGGCUUGCAAGAGACUCGAGAUCAGCACCGCCUCUGAUACGUUACCCACGCAGAACUUUGACCAAGGCCACAAACGUGUUCAGCAAAAGAAACAAGUGCCGGUAACGGACCAGAAACAGAAGAGAGAGAAACAACAAGAGCAUGCAGGUAAACAUGACCACAGCACCGUCAACCAGUGGAGACUUCAGGCUCAACAGUGGGGGGAGGAGGCCUCGGACGAGGCCCUGGAGCCUCAACAAAGACGCCGCGCGUUCCCAUCAAACGCUGAACCCAGUAAUCCUGAACUGGACUUUAAACUGGUGGGCCGUUGUGAACUCAGGGAUCAAACCCAAGUUUGUUUCUCACGCUCAAAUUUCAGGCCCCGGCCCCCGUUCCUCUCCCCUCUGCCGCCGCAACCGCCAAACUGUCGGCAGGAGGAUCUGUGGAGUCGGGGUUUGCUCUCGUUGGGCGCAGUGACGCAGCUCCGCGUGACUCUGCCGUUCGGCGGCGCGGCGUCUGCUCUCGGGCUCAAGGCGUUGGCCGUGUGGGGACAACCUGCUCGCUGCUGCCCUGCAGAAGAGGUGGAGAGGAUUAAAAGAAUCCACGAAGCCGGCGAAAGGCGGCCGCCGAGACCGGUGAUUUUUGCCCCUUCUGUCGGCAGGAUUCAACCACCUGCAUCCCCAGGCAAUCUCUCCAUCCCAGAAGAGUUCCUCGACCAGAUAACCCAGGAGGUCAUGCUGCUUCCCAUGCUGCUGCCCAGCGGCGUGUCAGUGGACAGCAGCACACUGGAAGAGCACCAGAAGAGAGAAGCCACCUGGGGGCGACCCCCGAACGAUCCCUUCACCGGGGUCCCGUUCACGUCCACCUCCCAGCCUCUUCCCAACCCCCAACUGAAAAGCCGCAUUGACCACUUCGUACUGCAGGAAGGGAUGUUGGGGAGGGACGGGAUGUUGGGGAGACGAGCGGAGGGAGAGAAUCCACAGGCCUCAAGACUUCUAGCCUCCCAGGUGGCUGGACAGUCCCAUUACUCUCCCAGUUUCAGUGAGAGCUCAAUAAACAACACUGCUGUUCAACAUAAUGCUGGUACCAGAAACACAAACGGGACAUUGUCAUCAAAUAAUGGGAAUUGCACAUUUAACUCCCAGCCUCCCACUAUCGAUGGUAAAUCAGAGUUGGGGAGAAAAAAGAAACGAGAGCUCAGUGGAGCUUUCAACGACUCAUCAGAGGAUUUGACAGCCGAGAAGCAACUGCCACCUCAAACAAAAAGACCACGGAAUGAUGCCGCGUCAGUCCCCAGCUGCAGCUCUCACGAGCAGCGUCUGUCGGCCAGUCUGGACGAGGCCCUCCUCUCCGCCCUGCAGGGCCGCCCCUCCUUCACCUCAAACCUGCCUCAGCGGAGACGGGUCGGUCCGGACUCUGAGCCCCUGAACGCCCCACAGCAAUGUCAGACUGCCAGCGCUCCACGCACGCAACCAGGCGAGAAGGCGUGCUCGGCGUGUUCCUGCUCGGUGUCCGUCUACUCCAAAUCGGCGCCAUCCAUCUACCGCCUGGCCUGCGGCCACUUGCUCUGCCAUUCCUGCGCACGGAGGGAAUCGCAACCACUGAACUCUGUCACUACGCCGACACCCGACCACAUCUUGUGUCCGGCCUGCCGAAGCCCGACCCCGCGCAGCGAUGUCAUACGUGUGCAUCACUGACGGAUGUCGUCGGAAAGGCCAACUCGCGCCUUUUUGGAAUUCCUAUGAAGAAAUGAGGAGCAUUGUAUACAAGAAUAUUGCAUAGGAGAAUGAAGAAAGAAAAAUAGUCUGUCUUUUCAACGAGCGCCGAAGUGUGGCUGCAGCCUUGGUUCCGCAGCCAGAGACCACGGAUGAGUCCGUUUUGAGGAGGCACAAAGAAAAAGAUUGGGCGACAGAUGUAGCUAGAGGCCAGAAGAAUGGAAGUGGAUUUCAAGUGGGUCCAAGGCUGCUCGGUCAUUGUGAAGAAACGCGCCGGAUCACGCUCGGCCGCUGCAUAACGUUCCCUAUUAUCCUGCAUAUAGGUUGUUUCUCCUCAGAGUAAAUGCAGGAAUAAAAUGUAAACAAAGAAUAAUUGAGACUGAUUACAAAGUGUUUUCUCAGGUAGGAUCAGAAAGCUGGAUUUCUUUAAAGCAACUCUGGUUUCACUUCGUGACUGCUGUGGUGCCGUGUUGGGAAAUAAAUGUGUGCACAAUGUCCAAGUC